GCUCCAGUUCCUGUGGAGGUUACCAUAGCUACGGUGCACACAGCCACUCCGCCUACCUAUUUGGGACUCUGCUGGCGGGAGGGAAGGGGAGGCACCAUGAGCCAAACCGUGACCAUCCAGGAGCCCCGGACCAAGCAGCGGGGCCCCAAAACCCGUUGCGAGGUGAAGUCGGAGGCCAGGGGCCAACUCUUCAACGGCCGAACGUAUGAUUACCUGUACGAUCCAUUGUUUACUGUGUCAAGUGAGCAAGACCACACACACGCAAAUGUCCAAGCAUUCCUGAGUCGAAGCAGACUGAGGAAAGUUCCCAGGUUUAGAAACAUGUUCAGUAACCUGAUCCAUUACCCAAGACAUUCUAUAUACUGGAGCAAGGCAGAUCCCGUCCCACCAUUCAUCAAUCGGGAAUGGAGGGGACAUGAGGAGAAACAGAGAAAAGCCCUCCAACAACUUGGCGUAUAUGACACUUCUUUUCAAAUGCCUAAAGAGGUUUAUGAAGAUCCUGAUGUCACUGGGAAGAAUCGCUAUAGAUAUUUUGAGAGGCCUUUCCUUCCAUAUUAUCAAGAGACGCCGCCCAAUGUUGUUUUGGCAUCAACCAUAUCGGAGACAUAUACUUUUCCUCCUGCUUCGUCUAAGCACCAACCCAGUCCUUCAAAGUAUACUGUGGGCACUCAGACGGAUUAUCGUGAUUCUGAAGCUCAAACAGAUCCGUAUUCUCCAGAAUAUGUAGUAUGUCAGGAUUCAAUCCCUGAGCUCUUGACCCUGGCUACUCUGACUUGGGGUCGCGGUCUCCCGGCAGGUCAGGCUGAGGUGGAGAUGAUAGAACGAGCCCGGGAGAAGCGUGCCUGGGAAGCCACACUGCCGUCUCUGACUGACACCGCCCAGUUUGAGAAGAGGAGGAGGAUGAUGAAUGAGAUGGAGAGGAAGGAGUGGGCCUUCCGAGAGCAGGAGAUUGAAAAACUGCAGGAGAUUCGCCUGGAAGUUCUAAAAGAGCUGCUGAGGAAGCGUCUCAAGACAAACAAUGAAACGGCUAUGAAGCACCUGAAUACCCAAUGGUCUAACCUGCAGGAGGCAAAGGAGGCAAAACUGGCAAAAAUUCGUCGUGCACAUGUAUCAGCAAUCAGAAAACUUAUGGGAAAGAGAGAGAAUGUAGAAGAGAAGUUCCAGAGAAGAAAUAUCAUCAAGGACUAUUCUGAUUAUGCAUCACAGGUCUAUGGACCUCUGUCUCGCCUUGGUCGUUUUCCAGACAAUGAGGAGAACUUUGUAGUAAAAAAUCGCUUUCUCGACACCUAUGAAGGAUUAGUGGAACUGGAGUCCUGUCUCCCAGAUUUUGUGACUCAGCCCCGAAUCAAAGCUCCAAGACCUAAAACCACAACCACCAAAGCUGGCUUUCUGAAGAGGGCAGCAAAGCUGGAGAACGAGUUGGCAGAGGUUCAUAAGAUCCUGUUGGAUAAGAGGAAUAGAGUUCCCGAACCAAAGAAACCUCUGCUCUUCCUUCAAAGAAAGCCAAUACCUCAACCUAGGCUUCCAACUCCAACCUUGGAAAUGACUUCCAAUGAAGAAGAAGAUAUAGAAAAGGCUGUUAUCUUCCUUCAGAAGUUACUCCGGGGCAGAGUUAUUCAGAACGUGAUGUUUGAAGGGAAAGAAAAGCGGCUGGAGCUGAUCCAGGAGCUGCGCACCACCCACGCGCUGCAGGAGGACGACCGGCUGGUGAGGAAAAUGGAGAAGCAAGUGACGCUGGCCCUGCAGCGGCAGAGGAACCUGCACGAGCACAAGGUGUCGCUAAUUGAAAACCAUCUGGCCGGACUGGAAGGAAGGGCGCUGGCAGACAUGUUCGACUUCCUGUCCAAAGAGCUGGUGAGACUCCAGGAAGAGAGGAGGAUCCACGCCUUUGCCAUGCUGGCCGAGCGGCAGCGGAGGAUGCGGGAGGCCGAGGAGAGUGGCCGGCGCCAGGUGGAACAGAGGCGCCUGCGGGAGGAGGACGAGAUAUUUAAGGAGGUGGUUAAAGUUCACCAGAGUACUAUAUCUUCAUAUCUGGAAGACAUAAUUCUGAACACCGAAGCGAAUACUGCAGAAGAACAAGCCAGGGCGGAAAUUGAGAAGAUGGCUCAGGAAAUCAAUGACAUUGCUUAUGAAAUGGAAAACCGUCGAACUCAGCUUCAGUCAGAGGAGAUUGUUGCCGAGUUGGUUUAUAGUUUCCUGAUCCCAGAGGUGCAAAAGGACUUCGUCAAAGAAAAAGUGAGGAACGCACAGCGGAAGCAUAUUCUUGCAGCCCAUCAGAUAAUCCACGGGUACACAGGAGACAUGCUUGCAAGGGACUUUGCUGAGGAACCACAAGAUGAGGACUCAGACAUUGACGAGUUCCUUAAGUAAAAACCCCAAAGUGAGAAAGACAGCUAAGGUGAGUUUGAUUUUUCCAUUUGGAAGGAAAUAGAGAGGAGGGAACAUAGCAUUAUUCAUAUAUAAUAAUAAAAGCAUGAAAUGCAAAUCAGCCAAAUGGCAGAACAGCUGAACGACCGUCUGGACAACCACACUAUGACACCAGGCCAGCCAAGGUGGGUGCGAUGCCACUGGUUGGGGGCCCCGCCAUUGCCCCAUGAUCACCUCUCGGAGCUCCAUGACCCAUCGCCCCCCGGAGGGAGGCCCAGGCUACCUGGCCCGCGGCGCUGUGUUGGGUGAGCGGGGCCUCCCUCUGUGGGGCAUCGAUCAAGGGAUUCCCAGACCUUGAGCAGGUACAGGCCGGGCUGAGGGACCUCCCCCAUUCCUCCCCCCAGUGCAUGAAUUUUGUGCACGGGCCUCUAAUACUCUAAUCAUCAUCAUGUGAAAAGAUUGCCCAUUGUUUAAGAAGAUGAAAUACUUAAAUCGGCAUAUUCCAUCUAAGAUAUGGAAUAUGCUAUUGAAAUGUAAAAGAAUAUAGUAGAUAUUAGAGCAGCUGGACUCUUGUGACCAGAAAACGGGACUCGGGAUUAUUUUUAUGAUUUCUUUUAGCGUGUGACUGUACUUAUCACAAAUAAAGCUGGAAAAAAAAAAAGAGCUUGUUCUCAUGGAGGUUCCCCUAUUGCAUUGUGCCAGUUGUAAGCAUAGCACAAGGCACAGCCUGCCUGAUUCCAGCUCAGAUGCCUUCUGCAAUGUCCACCAGGGGUUGGGUUUAGGCUCAACUAAAUAGUCACAUGCAUGGACUAACAUGGACCACGUUUGAUAGGAUUUGUGUAUCAGUAUACUCAGCAAGAUACAAGGCAGGAACCACAGCGUCCAGCAGAGGCUCAGGCAGUUCUCUUCCUGUGGGAGCUCUUGUGUAGCCACACAGAAGAACACAGCCACAUUCUUUAGCCCCCAGGUUACAUAGUUCAGGGACAAGGAAAAGAGAUUCACAUUAAGUGGGUGCAGGAGUUGUCUGGUUUACGUGCCCCAGGGCCAGUAUCGCUUGCAAUAAUUCCACAGGCAGAGUUUCCAGGGUCCCCAAUGGAUUUGCCCAGUUACAAAAGUCAGCACACUCAGGGAAACUCAAAGCUACAGUUUCCUAUUCAGUAUUAACAAUUCACUUAUAACCCUUCCCAGUAAGAUUCUAGUUACCACUCAGGGUCAAUUUUGCCUCAAGUAGUGUUGGUAAAUUCCUGACACAUAUCCCCUAUCAGAUUACUAGGAGAACAGAGCUAAAGAGUCAAUUGAAACUAAAAUUCUCAUGAAAAGGGAAAAUGGAGUGAACCCUUUGCCUCUAUCUUCUCCCUCACCCUCCCAUGGCAGAGGCACAUCAUUCGCUGUUGGGCCUGAGGGUAUGCUGUCAGGUUAGGGAAGGAGCCAAAGUUUAGGGGGGAAAUUGAGCCUCGUGGUCAGAAGGAUUGGGGGUUGGCCAUCUCUGCCACCAACUGUAGAAUCUUAUACAAUUAAUUUCUUCUCACUUGAGGCAUGCUCAUGCUCAUGUGACUGAGAGACCCUCUUGGGGGAAUCUGCUGGGACUUUAAGUCUUAGUAAAAGAGGGUCAUGGAAGGAGGGUUGAGAUGAGAGGGCAGAGAAGAAAAAAAGCAGAAGAAAAACUGAUAAAGGACUCUUAAAUAUCAGGCUGUGGAUAUCAUUAUAGCAGAAAAGCUUUUUUUAUUUUUAAUAUACUUUUAUUGAUUUCAGAGAGGAAGGGAGACAUAGAAAUAUCAAUGAUGAGAGGGAAUCAUUGAUUGGCUGCCUCCUGCACACCUCCCACUGGGAAUUGAGCCCACAACCAGGCAUGAGCCCUGACCAGGAUUCGAACAAUAACUCGCUGGUUUACAGGUUGAUGCUCAAAUAUCGAGUCACACAAGUCAGACAGUAAAGCUUUUUUUUUUUUUUAAUUAAUAAUGAAAUAACCUCUGAAAUCAUUGAAGAUAUAAUCCAUAUAUUUGUAUGCAUGUUAUAUGCUAUCUGCAUAAUAUAAAUUCAAGGACCAAAGCAUUUUGACUAUCAUUAUUGUGAUAAAAGUCAACCUUGUUGUUGGGAUAGUCAUUUUUCUUAAAUGUAAUGAGAUUAAUAACUUACAUAGUUGAAUUGAAUACAUCCGAAUUUACUUCUUAGCAUAACACACCUGUUCUAUGACAUCCAUGGUGAUCUGUGAAAUCAAGCCACAGGAGUGUUAAAAUGAUUUUUUCCUUUAUGCUUACUGAAACUAAAAUACAUUUUAUUGAAACCCAUUAUAGUUAUAAAGUAUAGUUAAAAACAUAGUCGCCAAGCUAUUGUAAAUAAAUACACUCAGCAAGAAAGAGCAACCAAUAAAUGAAUAAAGUAUCUUCUUAACACUCGAUUGAAUGUUUGGAACAUGAUGCCUAAUGGCCCCCAUUGUAUAUAUUUCUCCUUCUUCCUUCUCUCAGAGGGAAGAUGGGGAGGACAGCUGAGAGAUUUUAAUAAUGCUGAGAGAAAGGGGCAGUAGGCAUGGACCACUGAUUAACAUUUUUUAAACCAGCUUGAAGACAAUAAAGAGCUAAUAAAGUAGUGAGGAAUUUCUGGGCAGAAAUUUAGGAGAAGACAAAUUCAGAGCAUUGGCGCUGGCCUUUGGAGUCACUUUUUUUUUAACCAGAAGGAGUAUGCAACUUCUUAAAAAAACAUGUGGCUGAAAGACUUAACAGUGCUUUUACCAACUUUGUCAAACUAGGAGGACAAAAAUCUGGAGUCAACAUUGUGGCUCUGGUGACUCCUCCAUCUGGGCUGGGACUCGGAAGGGCUGUGCCAUGGUAGUAAGGUUGCUUGGGUGUAGAACAAGCAUGUCAGACUCGCAGCCCGCUGGCUGAAUGUGGCCCACAACACAUAUUUCUGCGGCCCAGCCAAUGUGACAGUAUGUAAAAAACGUUUUAAUAAAAAUUUCAUAACUUCAUUUUUACAAGAUCCUGUUAUACAUAAUUAUUAGUAAUGAACUACAACUUUCGCUAAGGACUGAUUACUAUAAUCCUGUUGCAUUCAUUUCCCUUUCACACCUUACAUGCAGGCGCACAAUAUCUCUCCACUAAUAUUAGCAGCGCAUAUUUUAGCAGCCCAUUGCCACGUCAUUAGUCUUGUACUGACUUGUUUGGUGUGCAAAACAGGAAAUAUUUUGCUUUUGUAGAACAAGAAAAAUAGGUUUGUUUGGGUUACACUUAUUAAUUUGUGCAGUUAUUCAGUG
Pipistrellus kuhlii (Kuhl's pipistrelle) is the source of this 5617-nucleotide messenger RNA. It is a transcript of the gene CFAP91, whose product is annotated as cilia and flagella associated protein 91. NCBI's taxonomy places the organism in Eukaryota, Metazoa, Chordata, Mammalia, Chiroptera, Vespertilionidae. The coding region runs from base 97 to 2370 and encodes 757 amino acids. The transcript is spliced from 17 exons. The record is from RefSeq and is a predicted model, not a curated record.